Messenger RNA from Eleginops maclovinus (Patagonian blennie), 2068 nucleotides. RefSeq names its product CD82 antigen-like. The coding region runs from base 194 to 961 and encodes 255 amino acids. Gene Ontology annotation, cellular component: plasma membrane. The transcript has 9 exons. The record is from RefSeq and is a predicted model, not a curated record. Lineage: Eukaryota; Metazoa; Chordata; Actinopteri; Perciformes; Eleginopidae.
AGGAGCCUCUCCUGCUGCUGCCUGUCCGCCUUCAGUCUCACUUACUGCUGCUGCUUUGUUGUCCAGCCCGAGGAGGUCACUCAGUCCGAUCAGCAGUCCGCUCACAGCGCACUUAGGAGCCGCAAAGGAGCCACCGACUCUCCGCAGAGAACACUUCUCUCCGCAGUUUGACAAAACAACUACAUCCAGCAUCAUGGGGAAAGGCUGCCUCACAGCUACCAAGUACUUCCUGUUCCUCUUCAACCUCAUCUUCUUUCUGUGUGGGGUCAUCAUCAUGGGCUUCGGGCUAUGGCUCCUGCUGGACAAUCAGAGCUUCAUCGUCGUCCUGAAUAACUCCACAUCUGUGAAGGUGGCCUGCUACAUCCUGAUUGGCGUCGGGGCCUUCUCCAUGCUCAUGGGCUUCCUCGGCUGCCUGGGGGCCAUUUACGAGAUCCGGUGUCUGCUCGGCCUGUACUUUACCUGCCUCCUGCUGAUCCUCAUCGCUCAGGUAGCAGCCUGUGUCCUCAUCUACUUCCAGAAAGAGACGUUAAAUGAUGAGAUGUCAAAGAUUGUGACCAAGGUGCUGAACAAUUACACCGGCAACAACUCGACCACGGAGCAGGCCUGGGACUUCAUCCAGAGGAAUAUGGAGUGCUGUGGCUGGACCGGCCGCCUGGACUGGAGCGGUAACAUGGUGAUCGUCAACAGCUCCCAGCUGCUGUUUCCCUGCUCCUGCCAGAACAUCUCGGCUUCCACCUGGAACUUCUCCGACAGCAGCUUCUGUGAGGCUCAGACACCCGACUGGCCAGUAUACGACACGGGUUGUUCUGCCAGCGUGGAGAGCUGGCUGCUCACCAACAUCGGGGUCGUUCUGGGGAUCUGCCUUGGAGUAGCUCUGAUUGAGUUGGUGGGGAUGAUCUUGUCCAUCUGCCUGUGCAGGAACGUUCACACAGAAGACUACACCAAAGUGCCAAAGUACUAAAGCAGCUCACGGGAGGAAGCUAACUGUGGACCUGAACGGCAAGGAAGAGAGGAAACCGUAAAAUAAUGCUUUUUCUUUGCCAUCCUGUAUUUGGUGAAACAUUUUGUCCAAAUGUAAAAUAAUUAGUUUGUUUUAUAACUUGUUAGAUUAUUCUUCUCGAGCAAAUUCCAUCUUUUUGUCGUUUUUUUUUUUUUUUGGUGCACUUUAGAGAAAGAGUUUUUGAUUAAAUUCAUAUAGAACUACAGUUUAUUAGGAACCUGUUAGAGAAAUCCCAGUUUUAUCGUCUGUAGCGUAAGAAGCUAAGCUAAUGUUAGCAUGACAACUGAUUUGGACAACUGGAAAAAUCUCCUUUGUGAGGUGUGUUGUUUUUUUGUUUUGUUUAUUUUAUACACCUGCAUUCUUAUGAGUUUUUGUGAAAUGUCUUAAGUCUUUUGUAUAUAAGUUAAGCCAUUUUGUUGUAUGAAUUUGAAUACAGAAAAAUGUCCUCCAGUAGUUUAUUUAGCAGCUGUUAUUUUAAAGUUGUCAGUUUUUGUGUAUUUUUGUUCUUAAAUUCAGUCCUGGAAAUAAUAGAAAUAAUGAGGUACUAAAGAGGAAUUUAUGAUACUUGUUUUGUGAAAGUAUCACUCCGAGUUUACAAUUGUCUUCGACAAGCAAAAACCAGAUUUUCCUUUUUUUUAAGGUAGCUUUAAAUUUAUAUUUGACUUAAAAUAGAUCAUGUUUAAGGAGUGACAUCUUUCUUUUAACUACUUUUUGAAACAUGUGAACUUAAAUGUGGAAAGGGAGGUGAAAUUAUUUAGGCAGAAGACAUAUUUUUGGAAUCAUCCAGUCUGGAAAUUUGUUUAUAAAGAAAAAUCAUUUGAAAUCCAUUUAUGUACACUUUUUAAUUCUCAUCCAAGAUGUUGUGUUGUUUUUAUAAUGUACAAAUCCACUUCUUGACUUUCUUUUUAUGUACAGUCUGUAUGAAAAACAACCCAUUAACCUUUAUAAUAGUUUCUUAGACGGAAAGGGUACGUAUGUUUGUAACUAGAUGGACUUUUGGUAGCUUGACACGUAAGUGUGUACUCACAAUAUUCAUCCUUUCAUUUGACCAAUAAACUGAUUACAGUC